Messenger RNA from Myxocyprinus asiaticus (Chinese sucker), 305 nucleotides. RefSeq lists its product as uncharacterized. Lineage: Eukaryota; Metazoa; Chordata; Actinopteri; Cypriniformes; Catostomidae. The transcript is spliced from 3 exons. Gene Ontology annotation, cellular component: nucleosome. The record is from RefSeq and is a predicted model, not a curated record. Gene Ontology annotation, molecular function: DNA binding; protein heterodimerization activity; structural constituent of chromatin. Bases 1 to 297 code for a protein of 98 amino acids.
AUGAAAAAAGAGGGGCUCCGCUUGCGUGUUUGUAAGGAGAUCCGCCGUUAUCAGAAGUCCACUGAGCUGUUGAUUCGCAAACUGCCUUUCCAGCGUCUGGUGAGAGAGAUCGCUCAGGAUUUCAAGACGGAUCUGCGCUUCCAGAGCUCCGCCGUCAUGGCCCUGCAAGAGGCCAGUGAGGCUUAUUUGGUCGGUCUCUUCGAGGACACCAACUUUUGUGCCAUCCACGCCAAGAGAGUCACCAUCAUGCCCAAAGAUAUUCAGUUGGCCCGCCGCAUUCGCGGAGAGCGCGCUUAAAUCCACAG